UUAACAAACUUUCAGCUGUUACUUUGUUUGUGUGACGAGGAUAUGUUCACUGUCAGGGAUAAAAAAAAACCUACAUUUUGCUCCAUUCUAUAUAGUAUCUGUAUACCAAACUUUAUUGUUUACCCAUUGGUUUAGGCGGUAAGGCGCUAUUAGGUUUAAUAACACACUAUAUCACAAAUAAACAAACUUACUUUCAUAUUAAUAAUGUACUAAGGAUUUUAUUAUUUUUAUUGGUUUAAUAGCAUAUAUAUUUUUUAUGAAACGUUGUGAUUUUUUUAACUGUUUGUUGUAUGAAUUAAUAUCUUGUAAUAUCUUAAAUUUUAUUAAAUUAGUAGGCUAAAAGAUAGCUAUUAAAAAAUUCAAAACUUGUCUCUAAAUUAGCAAUAAAACAAAAGAAUAUUUUUUUAAAAUGUUCGUCUAAAGUUGCAAUCUCUAAAGCUCAGAAACAUUAUAUUAAAAAAGUAAUAGUCAGUGUCAUUAUCACACUACUGUCAUAUUCACAUGUUUUGUUAUGAUUUUUAAAUUCAUAAUUUGUUUUAUUCAAUAAGUUUUCGUGGAUGUAGUGAAAUCCAUUGUUAGUUAAUGAAUGCUAACCUAGGAAAAGAAUUGACUAUAAUAGAAACUAUAUAUGUAGAAUAGUUAAGUGUUCUUAUUUAUUAUAACCUACACAAAUGGCUGGCGAAGUUAAAAAAAGCAGCAAUAAAUCGAUGACAGACGAGGAGAGACUAGCUUUGUGUCAGAAAUUGGAUAAAGAACUAGACGACUUUAUCAAUGGCUUGGAAAAGAAGAGGUAUACAGAAGGAUGGCCAGAAGAUCGGUGGGAGGAAGAGAUGGAGAAACAUCCAUUCUUCAUGAAGUCCACACCUGAUGAUGGUGAGCUGUCACCAUUAGCUGAGGGUCUUGCUAAGUUGAAGUAUGAUCCAGAAGAGAAUACACCACUGGAACUAGCUACUAGUUAUAAAGAGGAUGGAAAUUUCAAUUUCAAACAUAAAAAUUAUAGGCUGGCUAUUUUAGGUUACACUGAAGGUAUAAAAGUGAAAUGCAAUGAUCCAGAAAUAAACGCUAGUUUGUAUAACAAUAGAGCAGCUUCACAUUGGCAUUUGAAAAAUUACAGAUCUGCACUCUAUGACAGUGAGAAAGCCUUAUCAUUUAAUCCAAAUCACAUAAAAGCAAUGUUAAGAGCUGCAAAAUCAGCUAUAGAGAUUGCAAAAUACGAUUUGGCUAUAGAGCAUUGUCAGAAAUACUUGGUUAUUCAGCCAAAAGACAAAGAAACUAUAGACCUUAUGAAUGCAGCUAAAAAGAAGAAAUUAAUACAAGAAAGGGAUCAGAGGAAGAAAGAAAGGUUAGAGACAAAGAAUAAUGAGCAAAAAGAUGCAGUAAUAAGACUCAUAAUUGAAAGAGGUAUAAAAAUAUCAAAUUGUGAUGAUGAGGAUGAUAUUGAUUUGUCAAAAUUAGAACCAAACUUGCCUGGAGCUCAUGAUGCUAUGGUACAUAUUGAUAAUGCUAUAUUAAAAUGGCCAGUACUCUUUUUGUAUCCAGAGUACCAAAUGACAGAUUUCAUCAAAGCUUGUCCUGAGAAUGUGCCACUAUUGAAUCAACUUGAACAGCUGUUCCCAGCACCAUGGGAUCAAGAAAAUAAAUACAGUUGUGAGAAAAUCAAUGUUUACUUUGAGGGCUACGAUAAAAUGCCGCAUGUAAUAAAGCCGUCUAAGAAUUUAGGGGAAAUAUUAUUGACUAAGUAUUUUGAAGUGAAAGCAGGGACUCCUGCAUUUUUUGUACUGCCUCGCGGCAGUGUUAUUGAGAGUAGAUUUUUGGAAAGUUUUAUUUAGAAAUUGUUUUGUAUAUUGUUUUAUAUUGUGAAUUAUUUAAAAAUAUAUUUAUCUUUAAGAGA
Molecule: messenger RNA, 1891 nt
Organism: Galleria mellonella (greater wax moth)
Lineage: Eukaryota; Metazoa; Arthropoda; Insecta; Lepidoptera; Pyralidae
Gene: Dpit47
Product: DNA polymerase interacting tetratricopeptide repeat-containing, protein of 47 kDa
Exons: 3
Coding region: 672-1829 (385 amino acids)
Molecular function (GO): Hsp90 protein binding
Source: RefSeq, a predicted model, not a curated record